AUGAUUCAAGAACGUCAAGAAUACGGUUGGGAAGAAAUCUCUCAUAGAGAUGGCAAUGUAUCAAUCUUUGCAGAUAUCGCCCUUCGUGUUAUCUCCGCUUCACCUUCAGAAGCAACAUGUGAGAGAACAAUAAAAGACCAAAGAUUGAUACUAAAUUUGAAAAGAUUACGUUCUCACAAAAUUUUAUUAGAUAGCCGAGAAAUUUUAAUGGCUACAAAAUAA
Trichomonas vaginalis G3 is the source of this 222-nucleotide messenger RNA. RefSeq lists its product as uncharacterized. The transcript has a single exon. The record is from RefSeq and is a predicted model, not a curated record. NCBI's taxonomy places the organism in Eukaryota, Parabasalia, Trichomonadida, Trichomonadidae. The coding region runs from base 1 to 222 and encodes 73 amino acids.